AUGAGUGAAAACAAGGAUACAAAAGUUUGUAAAUCUUCAAAUACAGUAAUAGAUAGUGAAAAAGGUAAAAACGAAAGGCACAGUAAUGAACAAGGCUUGGGAUGGAUAAUUACAAGUUUUUUUGUAGUUGGAGAUUUAGCAGGUGGAGGAAUUGUUGCUUUACCAGCAGCUAUUGCACAAACAAAUUUCUGGCCAGGAUUAGUAAUGAAUACUUUAAUGGCGUUAGCAAUGACUUAUACAGCUUAUAUGCUAGGCAUUAGCUGGGCUAUAUUACAGCGAAGAUGGCCAGAAUAUCGUGAACAUUGCAGAAAACCGUAUCCUGAGAUGGGUGCUCGCGCGAUUGGAAACAAUGUAAAGCAUUUGGUAUCAGUGUGCAUUGACGUGACACAAUUUGGUAUAGCUGUUGUAUAUUUGAUAUUAUCAGCAAAAAAUAUAUGUGAUUUUAUCGAUGCAAUUUUCCACAUUGAAAUAUCAUUUUGUAUAGUAAUAUUAAUUGUUGGUGUAUGCCUUCUACCUGUUACAUUCCUAAAAUCACCUCAAGAUUUUUGGUGGGCUAUUAUAUUAGCGAUGAUUACAACAACGGUUGCACUGAUUAUGGUAAUGAUUGGAGCAGUUUUAGACUACAGUACCUGUGCACCAGAACGAGGAACUAAUAUAAAUAUUGUACCUGCAAAUUUUUUCCUCGCACUUGGCACUCUUUUAUUUUCAUACGGUGGGCAUGCGGCUUUUCCUACAAUUCUUCAUGAUAUGAGGAAACCGUAUCAUUUCACGCGGUCGGCUGUUUUAUCCUUUUCAAUUGUAUUUUUACUCUACACGCCAGUUUGCAUUUUGGCGUAUUGGACGUAUGGCAAUUCAUUACGAGAAUCAAUCUUGAAUUCCGUUCAAAAUGUUCCAUUACAACAAGGAGCUAAUGUUCUCAUCACUCUUCACUGUAUACUUACGCUUACAAUUGUUUUCAACCCACUGAAUCAAGAAGCUGAAGAAGUCUUUCGAGUACCACACCGAGCUUUAGAUUUUUGCUGGCAACGAGUACUGGUUCGCACGGGAAUGAUGCUUGCUGUAGUAUUUGUUGCAGAAAGUUUGCCUACAUUUGGGCCUUUACUAGGCCUAGUAGGUAGUUCUACGCUGACUUUAACAGCACUUAUUUUUCCUUGUUUAUUUUACCUUUACUUGACCGUUGGCGAUGAAAUGGCCGAACAAAAGGGUGAAAAAAAACUUGAAAAUGGCACUCCAACAUUUAUUGAUGUAUUAGUACGAUCACCUAAACGACGACUCAUUAUUUGUUCGCUGAUUAUCAUACUAAAAACGAUGAGUUAUUAUAUAAGUAAUAAUUACUCAAAUAAGUUCAAAAAAAUGAACAAUAAUCAUAGCAGUUUUAAAGUAAUAAUUAUAGCUGGUGGAUUAAUCGGUGGUGUGAUGGCAACAUAUACAUCAAUCAAAGAAUUAGCAACAACUCAGUUCACUGAGCCUUGUUAUAUCCAACCAUUUAUGCCCGCUGGAGAAUCAAAAUCCAUCGAAGGACAUCUAAAUUGUUGUGGAACAUGGCAGAAUAUCACGCGGUUCGGAGAUAUCUCAGAGUGCAAUCCAUAUCGGGAUUAUUACUCUCAGGCGUUGUAA
Thelazia callipaeda (thelaziosis nematode) is the source of this 1617-nucleotide messenger RNA. The record is from the annotation of a GenBank genome assembly. NCBI's taxonomy places the organism in Eukaryota, Metazoa, Nematoda, Chromadorea, Rhabditida, Thelaziidae.